AGCAGUUUUCAGGCAUAUUAAGUUCUGCUCAUCUCUAAAAGUUCAUAAAAAAACCUCAGCAUUUUUAAUCCAUUUAUAUAUUUCUUUAUUAAUCAUGCCGCUAUCUCAAGAAGUGCAAAACAGACUAGCAACCCUGGAUCAUCAGAUGAAGAAGAAAGAAUUGACACAGAAGGAUUUAGAAUUUCAGGAAAUGAUGAAGGCACUGGAGAUGGAGAGUGCAGCCCGAGUACACAGUGUUCGGAGUAAAAAGAAAGAACUGAGAGUAUUUCAGAGACAAACCAAUAAAAAAGUUGAAAAGAUGAAGCAGGAGAGAAAAGCUGAAUACUGUACAAGCAAUGCAACUAGAGAGAAGAUAGCGGAAACUUACAGAAAUAUGGAACUUAGCUCUAAAGCUCAAAAUUUCGAAGAUUGGUGUACGGAGUGUGAAUGUUUCCAUCUGGAAAAGCUGGAUGAUCCUACGCCAGAAACUCAACCUAAAUCUACAAACUAGAACCAGUUUUGACUCCAUAUCUUGCAACAGAAACUUAACCUAAAUCUAAAAAAAUUAAAACCAGUUUCAUACUCCAUAUCUUACAGCAGAACCUUGACCUAAAUCUUCAAAUUAAAACUAGUUUUAAUUCCAGAUCCUACAACCUGAAUCAUCAAAUCAAAACAAGUUUUACCUCCAGAUCCUACACAAGAAACUCAAGCUUAAUCUUAAAUUAAAACUAACCCCUCAUUCUAUGUCAGAAAAUCAAACAUGAUCUAUAAACUAAAAUUAGUUUUAACGCCAGAAACUCAAACUUAAUUUCAAAUUAAAACCAGUUAUAAACUCGGAUUUAAAAUCUACUUAACCCACAUUAUUCAACUAAUGCCUAUAGAUUACAUUUUAAAACUCGGAUUUCAACUCUACUUAAUCUGCAUUCCUUAUCUAAUUACAGCCACUACAGCGACCAACUUUUUAAAAUAACUGCUUUCACACUCAUUCCAUUCGUUUAUUAUGAACAAUUUGUUCCUAUAAUGAAGAAAUUGUAACCUAAUAUUUAUGUUGUUACAAAACAUUGUGUCCUUACCUAAAUGUUGUUACCUAAAAUUUGUUUCGUUGCCUAAAUUUUUUGUUGUUUCCGAAUGUGAUAAAAUCAAAAGUAUAUUUUCCCUUUGGUCUCACUUUCUUAGAGGGGUGUCGGGAAAACUUAAAUUUAAAACCGAAAUUUAAUCUAAAAUUAAUUAUCAGUGUUUUCCCUACACCCCCACCUGCUUCCCAAAUUGCUUUUACAGAAAUAAGCCAUAAAAUAAAAUUGUAUGAUAAUAUCUUUUCUUGCAAUGUUAAUUCAAGAAAUCUUAAAUUCA
Molecule: messenger RNA, 1329 nt
Organism: Eurytemora carolleeae
Lineage: Eukaryota; Metazoa; Arthropoda; Copepoda; Calanoida; Temoridae
Exons: 7
Coding region: 95-490 (131 amino acids)
Source: RefSeq, a predicted model, not a curated record